Messenger RNA from Oikopleura dioica, 1713 nucleotides. Lineage: Eukaryota; Metazoa; Chordata; Appendicularia; Copelata; Oikopleuridae. The record is from the annotation of a GenBank genome assembly.
AUGCAAGUUUUCUCUCCGAACGACAUCAACAUCUACGACCUGUCGGGCGGAAAGAACCUGCCCGACUUUUUGUCGAUGCGGAAGCGCAAAGAAAUGCUCCGAAAAGAUGUUUCGCUGCGAAGAAGAAUCGAUCUCAUCCAAGGAUUCGAAAUGCCAACAGUGAACACGCGAGUGAAAUGCACGAAAGACGGGCAGUACAUCUACACGGCUGGCUGCUACAAGCCGACGAUCAAAUGCUUCGAGACUUCGCAGCUUUCCCUGAAGUUUGAGCGCUGCGUCGACUUCGAAGUCGUCGACCUGCACAUUUUAACCGACGAUUACCAGAAACUGGCGCUGCUGGGCUCCGACAGAACGAUCGAGUUCCACACUUCAUCCGGAAAACACGCGAAACUGCGCAUCCCGAAAUUCGGCCGGGAACUGGAGUUCUACCCGGCCAACAGCGAAGUCCUAGUGGCGGCGAGCGGAAACGAGGUUUACAGAAUCUCGCUCGAGGAAGGCCGCUUUCUCCAGCCCUACCAAAUGGCGAUGGACGAAGCGAUGUCCAUCGCCGUUUCUCCAGAACACUAUCUCGUCUCCUUAGGCGGCAGUGAAUCAACUGUUGAAUGUUGGGAUCCGCGGGCGCGUUCGGCGGUUGGCUGCGUCAAACUGCCUCAGUCAGAUUCUGGAGUGUUUUCGAACAUAUCGAAGGUCGUCUAUCUCAGCGGACUGGAAAUCGCCGCCGGCACUGAAGACGGAAGAGUGGCUAUUUACGAUCUUCGACAACGAGCGCCGCUGGUCGUCAAAGAUCACAUGUGGUGCUCCUUCCUGGAUAUGUUGACCGAAGAGCUGGAAGAAUCGAAAACAGACGUGAUUUACGACGACUACAAAUUCCUCACUCUUCCGGAGCUGAAAUCGCUCUCGCUGGAGAGUCUCGUUGGAACGAAUCUCUUACGCGCCUACAUGCACGGCUACUUCAUCGACAACAGACUCUACCAAAAAGCGAAACUCGCCUCCGAUCCAUUUGCCUUUGAAGAGUACAAAGCCAAGCAAGUCGAAACUGCCAGAACCAAAGACAGAAAACGAGCACCCAUUGUUGAAAAGGUUAAAGUUAAUCCCGAUCUUUAUGUGAAAAUGAAGGAAAAUGGGGCCGAAAAGGUGGACGAUCGUUUCGGCGAUCUUUUCACAGACAAAGCCUUCCAAAUCGACGAAGAGAGUGAACGAUACAAUCAGCUCAAGCCAGUUUCGUCGACGAAGGUGCGAAAACGCGCAGACUCUUCCAGUGACGAAGAAAAGACGGCUGAGGACGAUUUAGUUCCCGACGUUUUUGUUCCAGAAAAGCCAAAUCAGAGAGCAGAUUCUGAGCGAGACAGUCUCGACAGCGAGAGCGACAGUGAAGCAGAUCAAGCCGCCGAGAAAAAGAAACAAGUGCGAAAGACGAAAAAGAUGACGGUCAGAAACGGAGUUGACCUUGGCCACUUCUACGACUCCAAUAAUACCACCAAGCUCAAGGAGCAGCGCAGGGUCGAGGAGCUCAUCCCCAUGUCCAAAAGAAUUGACAAAAAAGAAAUGCCUCAAAGCAGAAAUAUCCGCGGAGGAAGAGUGUUUGAGAUGGAAGUUGGCAAGAAGAAAGACAAGCAGAGAACGAAAGACACGAUGAAGCACAUAAAAGAGCGCCGAACGAACAUCAGAAAAGCAGAAUCUUUAUUGAAGAAGCAUCGACCGAAGAAAACCUAA